AUGACAAAACUUUUUUACAAGAUAUUGACGAGCGCGCCAAAAUUAAAAUCCACUCCUUUCCCAAGGAAACUGAGCACUCAGAUUCCUACUAAAGAAGUACGGAUACCAGUGCAAUAUGGACAUAUUGCGGGCAAGCUAUGGGGCAACAGUAGUGAGCGACCUAUACUGGCGUUACACGGAUGGCAAGACAAUGCGGGCACCUGGGACCCUCUGAUCCCCAUGAUCAUCAAAGACAGACCGAUAUUAGCAUUAGACUUUCCUGGACACGGAUUUUCGUCCUGGACACCCGGUCUAACAUACAACGAAUGGGAAUGGCCAAGAUUGAUUUUAUAUCUUAAAGAAUACUUCAAGUGGGAUAAAGUUUCCUUUCUAUCUCACUCUAUGGGAGCUAUCGCUGCAACGCGGUUCGCGAGCGUGUUUCCUGAGGACGUCGAUUUUUACAUAGCAAUAGACAGUUUUAUAUUAGAAAACUUAAAUACCAAUACUUUAGUAGAAAAAAUAUACCCAAAAUUACUACAAAAGGCUUUUGUCACCGACCAUUGGUUGGAUAAGGAGCCUCCAUCAUACACGUUAGAAGAAAUAACAAACAUGUGGCACUUGGCAACGAGGAAGUCUAUAGCAUUAGACAGUGUUCAGCACCUGAUGAAAAGAGGUGUGAAGCAAUCAAAAACCGAUCCAAACAAACAUUAUUUCUCCCGGGAUCCUAGGUUAAAGUACGUGAUCCUCAUUCCUGAAGAUAGGAAGUUUACAGAAGCCCUCGUCCGAAGAAUAAAGUGCCCAAUGCUGUUCUUGAAAGCGACAGACUCUCCGUUUUCUGCCGGAAAAUUUUCUAUUGCCAUGCGUGAAAUGAUAGAGAAACAGAACGAUAAAUACGAAUUUCAUUUCGUGCCCGGCAAACAUCACGUUCAUUUAAAUAAUCCUGAAGUAGUGGCUCCUCUAAUUAACAAUUUCUUACAAAAACAUAAAUUGGACGCUUGA
Molecule: messenger RNA, 978 nt
Organism: Spodoptera littoralis (African cotton leafworm)
Lineage: Eukaryota; Metazoa; Arthropoda; Insecta; Lepidoptera; Noctuidae
Source: the annotation of a GenBank genome assembly